Messenger RNA from Bombus pyrosoma, 2007 nucleotides. It is a transcript of the gene TMS1, whose product is annotated as serine incorporator 1. The coding region runs from base 188 to 1585 and encodes 465 amino acids. Lineage: Eukaryota; Metazoa; Arthropoda; Insecta; Hymenoptera; Apidae. The transcript has 11 exons. Gene Ontology annotation, cellular component: membrane. The record is from RefSeq and is a predicted model, not a curated record.
UAGUCAGCUGAUGGCGAGAAGUUAGCCGCGGUCACCUGUCAAGACGCCAUUGUUAUUGUGAAAAUUUUGUUGCACUGAGCUACAGUGUUCUUUGUCUUCUCCUGCAGUUCGUGGUUUAUAGCGUCAUAUUUAAUAUCGUGAUAAAUUAUACGCGUUUACAUACCGUUCAAUAAAUUGAACGGACAUAAUGGGUCUUAUUUGCUCUACGGCACAGCUUGCUUGCCUUUGUGGAAGCACAGCUUGCAGCUUCUGUUGCUCCCAAUGUCCAACAUGUCGCAACAGUACAAGUACUCGUAUUAUGUAUGCAUUAUUAUUAAUGCUGGGAACAAUUGCUGCUUGUAUUACAUUGGCUCCUGGUUUACAGGAUGCACUUAAAAAGGUUCCAUUUUGUACCAAUAGUUCAAAUUACAUACCAUCAAAAUUCACCGUUGAUUGUGAAUCUGCUGUUGGAUAUUUAGCAGUCUAUAGAAUAUGUUUUAUUAUAGCCCUUUAUUUCUUCCUAAUGUCAAUUAUGAUGAUAAGAGUAAGAAGUUCUAAAGAUCCUCGGGCUCCUAUACAAAAUGGAUUCUGGGCCAUUAAAUAUCUUCUAAUAAUUGGUGGAAUAAUUGGUGCUUUCUUUAUACCUGAAAAAUCUUUUGGGACAACAUGGAUGUAUUUUGGUAUGAUAGGAGGCCUUCUUUUUAUUAUUAUACAAUUAAUUCUGAUUGUUGAUUUUGCCCAUACAUGGGCAGAUAAUUGGGUAGGGAAUUAUGAAGAUACUGAAUCAAAAGGAUGGUAUGCUGCACUUUUGGGAGCAACAUUAUUUAAUUAUGCUGUUUCUAUUACUGGAAUUGUUCUAUUGUUUAUAUACUUUACACAUGCAGAUAGUUGUGAUUUGAACAAAUUUUUCAUAUCUUUCAACCUGAUUUUAUGUGUAAUUGCUAGUAUUGUAUCAACUCUAUCAACUGUGCAAGAACAUAAUCCACGAUCUGGUCUUCUUCAAUCAUCUAUUGUAUCCCUGUAUGUUGUUUAUCUAACUUGGAGUGGAAUUUCAAACAGCCCAGAUCGUGAGUGCAAUCCUGGAUUUUUAGGAUUAAUUUCUGGCAAUGAUGCUGAUGCAAAAAAUCGUGUUGCCUUUGAUAAGGAAAGCAUUAUUGGAUUAAUUAUUUGGUUUAGCUGCGUACUCUAUAGUUCUUUGCGUACUGCAUCUAAAUCAUCAAAGAUUACAAUGUCUGAAAACAUUUUGGUCCAGGAUAAUGGAGCUGUCAAGAAUGCAGGAGACCAAAGUCUUAUCAACAAUGAAGAUUAUACUCCGGUAGAAGGUCGCAAUCCUGAUUCAGAAACUGGAAAUGAAGCUAAAGUUUGGGAUAAUGAAGAAGAUGCUGUAGCUUACAACUGGAGUUUCUUCCAUCUCAUGUUUGCUCUGGCCACUUUAUACGUUAUGAUGACACUUACUAAUUGGUAUCAACCAAAUUCCAAUUUGGAUACCUUGAACUCUAAUACUGCUUCAAUGUGGGUGAAAAUUAUAUCUUCCUGGAUGUGCUUAACACUGUAUAUUUGGUCAUUGAUAGCUCCAGCAGUAUUAAAAAAUCGGGAUUUCUCUUAAAUACAUUAUCUUUACAUCAAGAGUGGUAAUUAGCAGUUUUUGCAAUGCCUCUAUAAUAUAGACUUUGUUGUAAAAUUUCCAUCUGUAGGGUGAUAACAUUGUAAGUAUCAUUUGAUAUAUUAUUCUGUUUGAUAAAUUUUUAAGUUAAUUUGCUUUAAUAUCAUUAAUAUAGUACAUUCGUACAUAUUAAAUAGUAGAUUUAGUAGAAGUAGUUUAUAAGCUUUUUUUUAAAUGAAUGCAGAUUUUUAUUGCGGGAGUCUAUAUGUUUUGAACAACAAUGGGUUUACAGUCAGUUUCGUAUAAUGAAAAUAUGAAUUGUUUCUUGUAUCUAUUUUAAAUGUUCAAAGUGGAAUCAUUUGUUCUUGUAUAAAAAUUAAAUUCUAAUUAAAAUUGUUUAAAUUAGCAAUAUAAUAUUAAAAUAU